AUGGAGCACGCAGACCCAUUCCUACAAGUCCAAGCCGAUGUGGUCUCAACCCUACAAACCAGCCGGCCACUCUUCUCCUCAUACCUCCGCAUCCGGUCACUAGCCAAAAGCCCCUCCAACCCAGAACUCAAGCAAGCGCGCUCGGAACUCGAAAGCACAUUAACAGAGCUAACAGCCGACCUCAACGACCUCGUCGAGAGCGUGCGCGUAAUCGAACAAGACCCCUACCGCUUUGGCCUGGAGCUAGAGGAAGUGCAGCGGCGGCGCAAGCUCGUCGACGAUGUCGGUGAUGAGGUCGAGAAAAUGCACCAGGAGCUACAGCAGACUGUCUCCAACUCUGCCGUCGACACGCUGCCGAACCCUACCGAGUUUGAUGCGGCGCUUGAGGAGGAGGAGCGCGGCCGGGGCGGGGACGAUUAUUAUGCCUCUUUGGAGCAGCAGCGCCAGACUGAGCUUAUGCAUGAGCAGGAUGAGCAGCUUGAUGGUGUUUUUCGCACUGUGGGCAAUCUACGUCAGCAGGCUGAUGAUAUGGGUCAUACAUGGUCCUCGUUUUGUAUCGCAGCACUCAUUUUCGUCCUCGUCUUAUUAUUAAUCCUACUCAUUGCACUGUGA
Messenger RNA from Penicillium psychrosexuale, 612 nucleotides. RefSeq names its product SNARE domain protein. Bases 1 to 612 code for a protein of 203 amino acids. Gene Ontology annotation, biological process: Golgi vesicle transport. The record is from RefSeq and is a predicted model, not a curated record. The transcript is spliced from 3 exons. Gene Ontology annotation, cellular component: membrane. Lineage: Eukaryota; Fungi; Ascomycota; Eurotiomycetes; Eurotiales; Aspergillaceae.